GAAAUCGCAGCGAAAAGCUGCGACCCCCACCAGGCGCCCGAGAAAAACGUCGAGUACCUGCACUCCUCAACCAGUCCACGACGACGACCAGCAACAGACCCUCCGUCUCCGAUACCCUACCGGCAAACCGACAUAAUGGCUGAUCGUGGAACUUCUGGCCCCCGUGGCGGCGGCUUCGCUUCCCGUGGCGAUCGUGGUGGUGACCGCGGCCGUGGCCGUGGUGGACGUGGCCGUGGCCGUCGCGGCGGCAAGUCCGAGGAGAAGGAGUGGCAGCCCGUCACCAAGCUCGGCCGUCUCGUGAAGGCCGGCAAGAUCAAGAGCAUGGAGGAGAUCUACCUCCACUCUCUCCCCAUCAAGGAGUACCAGAUCGUCGACUUCUUCCUCCCCAAGCUCAAGGAUGAGGUCAUGAAGAUCAAGCCCGUCCAGAAGCAGACCCGUGCCGGUCAGCGUACUCGCUUCAAGGCCAUCGUCAUCAUCGGUGACUCCGAGGGCCACGUCGGUCUCGGUAUCAAGACCUCCAAGGAAGUCGCUACUGCUAUCCGCGCUGCCAUCAUCAUCGCCAAGCUCAGCGUCAUCCCUGUCCGUCGCGGUUACUGGGGCGCCAACCUUGGUCUCCCCCACUCCCUCCCCGUCAAGGAGUCUGGCAAGUGCGGUUCCGUCACCGUCCGCCUUAUCCCCGCUCCCCGUGGUACCUCCCUCGUUGCCUCCCCCGCCGUCAAGCGUCUUCUCCAGCUCGCCGGUAUCGAGGAUGCUUACACCUCCUCUUCCGGCUCUACCAAGACCCUUGAGAACACUCUCAAGGCUACUUUCGCCGCUGUUUCCAACACCUAUGGCUUCCUUACCCCCAACUUGUGGAAGGAGACCAAGUUGACCCGCUCUCCUCUUGAGGAGUUCGCCGACACCCUCCGUGAGGGCAAGCGUUACGCCAACUAAGCGACUGGUUGAAAGUGGUUUUCAGCCAGCGAGGAUGGAAGGAUUCUUUCGGGCGUCUGUGGUUAUUUGAUUGCAUGGGCUCCGGGAAUGGAAUAGAUGAAGGC
This is a messenger RNA of Neurospora hispaniola, 1037 nucleotides long. Its product is annotated as 40S ribosomal protein S2. Bases 136 to 933 code for a protein of 265 amino acids. Gene Ontology annotation, biological process: translation. Gene Ontology annotation, molecular function: RNA binding; structural constituent of ribosome. Gene Ontology annotation, cellular component: cytosolic small ribosomal subunit; ribosome. Lineage: Eukaryota; Fungi; Ascomycota; Sordariomycetes; Sordariales; Sordariaceae. The record is from RefSeq and is a predicted model, not a curated record. The transcript is spliced from 3 exons.